Molecule: messenger RNA, 1443 nt
Organism: Scaptodrosophila lebanonensis
Lineage: Eukaryota; Metazoa; Arthropoda; Insecta; Diptera; Drosophilidae
Gene: Galphaf
Product: guanine nucleotide-binding protein G(f) subunit alpha
Exons: 5
Coding region: 92-1279 (395 amino acids)
Biological process (GO): adenylate cyclase-modulating G protein-coupled receptor signaling pathway
Cellular component (GO): heterotrimeric G-protein complex
Molecular function (GO): G-protein beta/gamma-subunit complex binding; guanyl nucleotide binding; GTPase activity
Source: RefSeq, a predicted model, not a curated record
AAAACCUGAGAAAAUAUAGUGUAUAGUGCUAGAAGUACAGAAUUCAAAAUCACAAAAAAGUGAUUACAAAAUAGAUCGAAUCGCCCAAAAAAUGAAGCUAAGACUCUUGCGCUGUUUGCGCCAAUCGAAGCACCAUCAGGCGAAAGACGAGUCUCAGACUCAAUCAGCGAACCACAAUAUGGAGCGUCAACUGAAAGGAUUGCAGGCCCACUUCAAGGAGACGGUCAAGAUUCUGCUCCUCGGCACAGCUGAAUCCGGCAAGACGACUAUCAUCAAGCAGAUGCGCAUAUUGCACAUCAAUGGCUUUACUGACGAUGAACGUCGCGAGAAAAUACCAGAGAUAUAUCAGAAUAUACACGACUCCAUCAUCCAGCUGGUGAGACAAAUGAGCAUUCUGGGUCUACGAUUCGGGAGCUGUACCAGCGAGAAGAGUGCUGCCUAUAUCCUCUCUCUAGAGAGCGAAGCGCCCGAGUAUAUGAAUGAGGAAUACUGCGAUCAUGUCAUGACAUUGUGGAAUGAUGUGGGCAUACGCGCUUGCUACGAUCGCUCCAAUGAGUUCCCACUGCUGGAUAGUGCCAAAUAUUUUCUCGACAAUUUUGCACGCAUUUGCGAUGUCGCCUACAUACCCAGUACGGAGGAUAUCCUGCAUAGUCGGAAGAUUACGACAGGCAUCUCACAAAUAUCCUUCCGCGUACAAAUCCCAAAGAGCUUGGGCGGCGGCGAGCAGGAGUUUCGCAUGUAUGACGUAGGCGGUCAGCGGGAUCAGCGGAAUAAGUGGAUUCAGGUGUUUGAAGGCAUACAGGCCGUCCUCUUUCUGAUCUCAUGCAGCGAAUUCGAUCAGAAUUUGCGUGAGGACUCCACACAAAAUCGUCUGCAGGAGGCUCUCAAGCUGUUUCGUGCCGUCUGGCAAAAUCGUUUCCUCUCCUCCGCUGGUCUUAUUGUCUUCCUCAACAAGUACGACAUUAUGGAACGCAAGAUACGCGCCGGCAAGCAUAUUGUCGACUACUUUCCCGAGUUCGAGGAUUUCUGCAAGCGACCGCAGCAGGACAAUUGCUUCGAUGAGUGCGAUUGGACGAAGAUGUUUAUCAAGCAAAAGCUAAUCGAUAUUACACAGGAACCUUUUAAACGCACCUCGCGCCACCGCCAUGUCGACUAUACGCAGAGGGAGUGCUACUAUCACUUCACCGUAGCCACAGAUACGCGCUGCAUUCGCGACGUUUUCAGUGAUGUCCAACAGAUGAUCCUGACGGAUAAUUUAGCCGCCAGUUCUCUGCUGUGAGACGCUUAUAUUGUGUUUGGCCCUCCCGCCCCUCACAAAUGAUUUUCCUUUAAAAGCUGUGAUCUAAUUGCUAGGCUAUAUUUUGAGUUGUUAAGUUGUUUGAGCGAAAAUAAUUUAAGAGUUUAGAGUAUAGAGCUAUUCUUAGAAUUAUGUAUAACCAUCGU